Molecule: messenger RNA, 1166 nt
Organism: Helianthus annuus (common sunflower)
Lineage: Eukaryota; Viridiplantae; Streptophyta; Magnoliopsida; Asterales; Asteraceae
Product: protein DEHYDRATION-INDUCED 19 homolog 3
Exons: 5
Coding region: 219-887 (222 amino acids)
Source: RefSeq, a predicted model, not a curated record
CAGUCUUUCUAUUUGAUUGAAACCACCUGUAAAGGCAAACCAAAUUCGAUACCAACAAAAACUCCCCCAAAUCGCUCUCCUCCCCAUUCAAUUCCCCAAUUUUCAAAGCUUCCUUUUCGAUUUCCAUCUCAAUUCCAAUUCCAAUUCCAAUUUCUCCAAUACUCGUAAACCCUAAAUCACUUCAAUCUCAAUCUCAAUCUCAUCUUCAACUCCCAAACAUGGACGCCGACUCUUGGGCCGCUCGUCUUUCUUCCACAACAAAACGUUACCAAUACGCUCUUCAAUCCCGAUCAUCUGAGAUGUUUAUGGGAUUUGAAGAUAUUGAGGUGGAUGAUGAUAUGAGAGAGGAGUUUCCUUGCCCCUUUUGCACUGGGUAUUUUGAUAUAGUAGGGUUGUGUUGUCAUAUUGAUGAUGAGCAUCAUUUGGAGUCUAAGAAUGGGGUGUGUCCGGUUUGUGCGGUGAGGGUCGGGGUGGAUAUGGUAGCACAUAUAACGUUACAACAUGGGAAUAUAUUUAAGAUGCAACAAAAGAGGAAAAGUCGCAAAGGUAGCUCUCUAUCGACACUUUCGUUGUUGAGGAGGGAACUAAGGGAAGGAAAUUUGCAGUCUCUGUUUGGGGGAUCAUCGUACCUAGCUCAGUCAGCCAACGUAGCACCGGAUCCUUUGUUGUCGUCAUUUAUUUUGCCGGUUGGUGAUGACUUGGGGGGCACUCAUUCCAAUUCAUCGUUUGACGCAGUCGCUGUAACCAAAAGUACAAGUGAAAAAGCAUCUGAAAGAAAACCUGAAUCACCUCCGAUGUCGAUUGAAGACAAGGAAGAAAAGAGUAGAAGAUCUGAAUUUGUGCAAGGAAUGCUGCUGUCGACGAUUCUUGGUGAUGACUACUUGUAAAAAGAGCUACAUUUGCUGGUGAUGGGGGGAGUUGUAUUUGUUAUGUAAGCGGGAUCGCGAGAGUGAAAUGUAGUAAUAAAUUGUAAUUUAUGUUUGAUGAUUGUAGUCAUAUCAAUUCCCGUUUAUGGUUUUAUUAAAAAAGGAAGAAGAAAAGAAAUAAGGUAGGUUCGAUGUUUUUUAAGUCGAUACAUAUACGCAUAUGCUUUAGAUGUGUUUCAUUUUAUAAAUGUGAACGAAAUUAUGUUCUGAUUGUUUCUUAUAUUUCCAUACCGGUUACUU